GGGCAAUUGAGAUUGUACUACUUUCUCAAGCAGCUUUGACAGAAACGGUAGCUUAGAGACAGGCCGAUAAUUAUUAAGGCAACCUUCAUCCAAACCCUGUUUCUUAAGCAAAGGUUGAACAAUAGCAUGCUUAAAACAAUUUGGGACCACCCCUGCAUCCAAAGAAGAAUUUAUCAACACUUGGAUACUGGGGCCAAUUUCAGAAAAGGUUGCUUUCAUAAGCACAGCGGGAACAACAUCAAGUGGCGUGGAUGAUAUUUUCAUCUGGUUAACCAGAUCACACAGUUCCUUUAGAGAAACGUGUUCAAAUUGAUCAAAUGAAACCGUUAAAGCCAGUGAUUUCAGGGACAGGUCUGAUAAAUGCAAAGUGAAGGAAGAACGAAUGGUAAUUACUUUAUCAGCAAAAAACUUUAAAAACUUCUCACAAAGUUCAGCCGAGGGUUCCCCAUGGAAUUGGCAACUCGGAUUAAUAAUCGAAUUUAUCGUGGUGAAUAAGAUCUUUGGUCUAUGACAGUGUGUAGCAAUUAAGUCAGAGAAAUACCUAGACCUAGCUGACUUUGCUGCACUCUGAAACUUAAACAAACAAUCUUUAAAAAUCUGGAAGGACACAGUUAACUGAUCAUGCUUCCAUCUCCGCUCAGCUCUACGACAAGCCUGUCUGAGAGAACGAGUAUUAUCGUCCAGCCAGUAAUAAGAUUUACGAUUUGGUUGUUUCAGUUUAAAAGGGGCAAGGGAGUCUAAAAUAUUGGAGCAAAAUGUGUAUAAUAAGGCAAUCAAAUCAUCAGGGCCAGAAGAAGACUCUGCAGCACUCAAGAUGGAUGUUUCAACAGCAUUAGCUAGAAAACUUUCACUAAACUGAGAGGCAGUGAGUGAAUUAAUACAACGAGAAGAAUAUCCUGAAGGCCUAGUCAUAACGGCAGAGCUGGCAGCAGGGACAUUAAAAACAAUGGGCUUGUGAUCAGAGAAGGAAGCAUCUUCAAUAUUAACAUUAUCAACAGCGGUUCCAUAUGACAAUAUAAGGUCUAGUGUAUGACCAAGGACAUGAGUUGCCUGAUUUAUGUGUUGAAUAAAACCAAAGGAAUCCAAGAUAUUACAAAAUUCAGUAACCAAGGGUUGACCAGGGCAGCAGACAUGCACAUUAAAAUCACCCAAUAAUAACAAACGAUCAUACAACGGAACAAUAGAAGUUCAAAAAUCACUUAAAAAGGCAUUGUCCGGGUUAGGUGGCCUAUAGAUCAAGGCACAGAAUAGCGUGGAAGAGGUCGACUCUAACACAACACACUGCACCUCAGUGAUUGGUUGUUUGGAAAGAUGGUGGUCAGUGAUUGGAGAGAUGGUGAUCAGUGAUUGGUUGUUUAGAGUGAUGGUGGUCAAUGAUUGGUUGUUAAGAAAUUAUUAGUGAUUGGUUAUUGGGAACAGUGGUAUUCAGUGAUUUUUUUUUUUUUAGCAAUGGUGGUCAGUGAUUGGUUGUUAAAAAACAAUGAUGAUCAGUGAUUGGUUAUUUGGAACAAUGGUGAUCAGUGACUGGUUGUUGGUCAUUCAUUCAUUAUUCUUCAGAAUAAUGUCAGUGUGCUGGUGGAUCUGUACCAUAUCCCGAGAACACUGGGCGUCAGGCAGGAAUACACUUUGGAUGGGACACUAGUCUAUCACCAUGCACACACAUUCACACACUCCAUUAGACUUAGGGGCAAUUUAGACUCAGCAAUCCACCUAGAUGCAUGUUUUUGGGCGGUGGGAGGAUACCGGCGAACCCGAAGGAAACCUACGCGGACAUAGGGAGAACACGUGAAACUCCUCAGAGACAGUAACCCGAGGUCAGGAUAAAACCGGGGACUCUGGAGCUGUGAGGUGGUAAUGUUACCUGCCACACCACCAUCUCACCCCAUUUUUACUUCACAAUAACAAACUGUAGUGUUUAUGUACUGUAUGUAUUGUUACGAUUUUACUGAACAAUGAAACAACCCCAGCAUGGAGUCAUUUGGGAGCCAAAGAGUCAUCUCUUUUCAGAGCAGUAACGUUUCCAAACUGGAGCGACUGAACUGCCGCGUGGUGAAGCUGCUGACGGUGGCGGUGCAGGAGGUGCUGGAGGCCGUGAGGGAAACGGUGUCCGAGUAUCAGGAGAAAACGGCUCGGACGCAGAGGGAGAACGAGAGACUACGCCUGAAAUUACAGGAUGCCCUGAAGAACCUGGAGAAAGAGCGAGAAGUGUCAAGACUUGCUUCCAUCUCCUUGUCCAUCAACCGCCCAUCCACUGAGACUCAGAUGAUGCCCGAAGCUCAACAUGUCUCUCGUAUGAAACAGGAUUCGGUUGUUAAAGCAGACGCAGAACCAGAGGCGGUGUGCGACCUGCAAGUUGCACUUACACUACCUGAUAAAAGUACGCCAAGAACCGAGCAGGUCAACACCUCAGAUUUGCACUGCACCAUUAAAGGAACGGAACCUGGCACUUGUGUUUCUGAUGCCUCGUCAUGCGUCGACAUUAAAACCGAACCUGUUGCAUCCGAAUGCUCACAACAAGAACAACAGGUCCCUCAAGUUGUGGUUACCAUGGGUGAGGGUCUGAGAGACCAGACAUCCAGGCAGGACAGCAUCAGCUCGAGUCUGUACAUCCAGUCAAACCUCAGCACGCUCGGGAGGUGUGUAGGGAACAGUUGGAGCACGACGUCUUCCUUGCAAGGACUCGAAAGACAGCAUCACAGUCCGCGAGACGAGGAGCACCACGUGUGUCUGGUUUGCGGGAAGACCUUCAGCCGCGUCGGGAACCUUCGGAUCCAUCAGAGGUGUCACACCGGCGAGAAACCGUAUCGCUGCAUGGUGUGCGGCCGCUGCUUUAGCCAAGCAGGAGACCUGAAGAAGCACAAAAGGGUCCAUACCGGAGAGAAGCCCUACUGCUGCGUCCAGUGCGGCAAGAGCUUCAGCAGGGCCGAGAACCUCAAGCGGCAUCAGAAGAUCCACAUAGGAGACAGAUUACACCGCCAGAAUCUGUGGAAAGAUUCUCAUGGUUUGGCCAUUUGACUUUACAUGGACAACUUUUGGAAUUCAGUAAAGGAGCUGAUAUGAUUGAUGACUGGCACUGGUCUGGAGUAGGUGCUAGUACUCAGGUGUGCUACAAGCGCUUUCCACAAAGUCAUCCAUCAAGCAAGCAAUUUAAAAAAAAUUGUAAGUGCGGGACAAAAUUGCUGUAGUACAAGAGGAAUAAAACACAUUUGGACAUGGUGUUGUAGAAAAAUAAUCACCUGGGGUGGCAGUAGUAAUGGUGUGUCAUCACACCACCCCAGGGUUGAUUCUCUUGCUCAUGAGAUGCCAUUUUCUGGGGGGGAAUGGACCUCAGUGCGCAUUUCCAACAAUUUUCAGAAACCUGAAAAGAAUCAAGUAUUGAGUUUUACUGUAUGACAAUAUCCCAGUUUUUCUAAGAAGCCUUUUGAAAUUAUGAUUAUUAAUAAUAUCAACAUGGUUAAACAUUACAAUCUGCACCUUUAUCACACGUGGUAUAGCCACAGAUGGACAACAUGGACGUUUACUUUCUUAUCGAUGCUUGUGUGAUUUUUUUAUUUUUUAUUUUUCUUCUAUUUUAAGAGGAUAAAUUGUAUGAAGACAGCUUAUGGACACCUAGUAGUUAUGAUUAUAGAUUUUUACUGAAUCAUCAGGAGAUUAUUCUAAUGAAAAAGCGUUCCAAAUAAAUAAGUCAGUAUUGCAAAAAGUAAAUAUUCAUCCUAGAUUCAUUUGGUUGUUACAUUUGUGAAGUUUUUGAACUUUUGUAUAUUAGCAUUUUUUUGUUAAACAUCCUAGGGGCAAAUAUUUUUUUCAAGAGAAUUGAGAAAGCCUUGUGACUAAUUGAAAAAGCAGAAAGCUUUAACUUCUUUUCCUAAUUAAGAGAGGCGAGUUCAUACGAGUUCUCCUUCCAUAAAUCGGAUGAUCUUCCUGUUCAUUUCUCAAUCUUUUUAUAAACAUGUAACACACGCCACUCUGAUCUGUACAAAGUUCGCAGUUCAUUUCCUUGAUGACUCUCAUGGUGCUGAUGAGAGAUUAGAUAAAAGCUGAUGCUCCUCUUCCUGGAACAGUAGGCAGAGGUGUUAUAUACAGUGAUUAUAAAAAGUCUACACACCCCUUUUAGAACUACAGGUUUUUGGGAUUUUAAUUCCUCCUUUAAUGUGAUAUAGCAACCAACGACCUGGUGGCACACCCUUGUAUAGCGGGGCAUGUGACUGUGCUAAGAAUUAAACAAUCACAUUCAAACAUAUGUUCCUAGGUAAUUAUCAUACAGCUGUCAUUAAUGUAGUGAUUCUGAUUAACCUAAAAAUAAAGAUCAGCUUUUUCUGUAGGAUUUUCUCAACACCGUCUUGGUUUCAUCCAAAUGCUGAAG
Messenger RNA from Ictalurus furcatus (blue catfish), 4363 nucleotides. Its product is annotated as zinc finger protein 470-like. The coding region runs from base 1969 to 3015 and encodes 348 amino acids. Lineage: Eukaryota; Metazoa; Chordata; Actinopteri; Siluriformes; Ictaluridae. Gene Ontology annotation, cellular component: nucleus. The transcript is spliced from 3 exons. The record is from RefSeq and is a predicted model, not a curated record.